This is a messenger RNA of Dendrobium catenatum, 1910 nucleotides long. RefSeq names its product glucan endo-1,3-beta-glucosidase-like. Gene Ontology annotation, biological process: carbohydrate metabolic process. Bases 253 to 1617 code for a protein of 454 amino acids. The record is from RefSeq and is a predicted model, not a curated record. Gene Ontology annotation, cellular component: plasma membrane. Gene Ontology annotation, molecular function: hydrolase activity, hydrolyzing O-glycosyl compounds. Lineage: Eukaryota; Viridiplantae; Streptophyta; Magnoliopsida; Asparagales; Orchidaceae. The transcript has 3 exons.
ACGUGAAAAAAAUUUUGCUCCGCCCUUGCCCUCAAAGCGCUUUCACACAAGUUUAAUCAAACGCUGAUGAUAUGCGAUUCAUCUUCUCCCUCAAGACUACCAUCCCACCGUUCAAUCUCUGCCUUAAAAUGAGUGUCCUGUCCUCGUUUUGACUUCUCCAAUCCCCAGCCCACAUUUCCCCUCUUCAAAUUAAAUCUCCUCAGUCCCUCCCUCAUCCCUUCUCAAUCUUCCUCUCCGUCCCAAGGCCCAGCCAUGGCAAAAAACCUAUGCAACUCUCCCACGCCUCUCUUCGCCCUCAUCCUUCCUAUGCUUCUCCUCAACUAUCCUUUGUCCUCAAACGCCUUCUCCAUCGGCGUAAACUACGGUGCUCUAGCCGACAACCUCCCGCCCCCGGCGCAAGUGGCCGCAUUCCUAAAAGACCGCACCUUCAUCGAUCGAGUGAAGCUCUUCGACUCCAACCCCGAUAUGAUCCGGGCUUUUGCAGGAACUGGCAUCGCCCUAAUCAUCACGGCCGCUAACUCCGACAUCCCCUCCCUAUCCCGCCUCCCCGGUGCGACAUCCUGGGUCGCCAACAACAUCUCCCCCUUCUAUCCCGCCACCAACAUCUCCCUUAUCGCCGUUGGCAACGAAAUCCUCGCCACGGCCGACCGCAACCUCAUCGCCCACCUCGUCCCCGCCCUCCGCUCCCUCUCAGCCGCCCUCUCAGCCGCCGGGUUCCACCAAAUCCGCGUUUCCACCCCGCACUCUCUCGGCAUCCUAUCCGCCUCUGAACCCCCAUCCUCCGGCCGCUUCCGCCGCGGCUACGACCGUGUAAUCUUCGCCCCAAUGCUCGAUUUCCACCGCAAAUCUAAAACACCCUUCGUCGUUAAUCCUUAUCCUUACUUUGGCUACUCGAGUCGGACUCUGAACUACGCACUCUUUAAGCCCAACCCCGGGUUCUUCGACCCUGUGACCCGAAUCAACUAUACAAACAUGUUUGACGCUCAGAUGGACGCUGUUUUCUCGGCGAUGAGCCGCCUCGGGUACGGCGAUGUCCAGAUCGCCGUCGGUGAGAGCGGAUGGCCGUCUGCCGGCGAUCCAGGGCAGGUCGGCAUCAACGUCGAGGACGCCGCGUCGUAUAAUGGGCAACUCAUCCAGCACGUGACCUCCGGGAAAGGAACGCCGUUGAUGCCCAAUCGAACUUUCGAGACCUAUGUUUUCUCCCUUUUCAACGAGGACUUGAAGCCGGGUCCCACCGCCGAGCGCAACUUCGGCCUCUUCCGGCCGGAUUUCUCCCCGGUGUACGACGUCGGCGUCCUCCGCGGUGGCAGCCAGGGCGGUGGACCCACACCGGCGCCAACGGCGGCGUCGAAGUGGUGCGUGGCGGCCGGUGGUGCGACUGAGGCGGCUUUACAGGCGAACAUUGACUACGCCUGCAGUACGGCGGGCGUCGAUUGCCGGCCCAUUCAGGCGGGCGGGCCGUGCUUCGAUCCCAAUACCGCUCAAGCCCACGCAAACUAUGCUAUGAACGCCUACUACCAGUUCGCCGGCCGCCACGUCUUCAACUGCGACUUCGGGCGGACCGGCGUUAUUGUAACCAAAAACCCCAGUUAUGGAAAUUGCAAGUAUGACGCGUAAAGGGGAGGGCAAAAUAUUGGGUGUCCGGAUUCGUCCGGAUACUAAUCCAGACAUGCCACGUUAGCAAAAUACAUCGGGUUGAUGUGACGCAUCUGGAUUGGUUGUCCGGACGUGAGGUGACCGGACGCAAUAAUUCGCCAAAGAGAAGGGUUUGAUUUUGGGUCGAUUCUUUUAGUUUAUAGUGAAGUUAUUUUUAUUAAAUCUAAGUAGCGGUGUGUUGGUAAAGUUAUCUGUUUAAAUAUACUAAUUUGAGCUAUUACGGUGAUGAUUGCUGUCUUUUCAUACCUUAUCAA